This is a messenger RNA of Oreochromis niloticus (Nile tilapia), 2259 nucleotides long. RefSeq names its product lipocalin. Gene Ontology annotation, molecular function: small molecule binding. NCBI's taxonomy places the organism in Eukaryota, Metazoa, Chordata, Actinopteri, Cichliformes, Cichlidae. The coding region runs from base 145 to 693 and encodes 182 amino acids. The record is from RefSeq and is a predicted model, not a curated record. The transcript has 6 exons.
GUGUGUGUGCGUGUGCUGGCCUCGAGGGAAGAGGUAAUCUCCCUCGGCUAUAUAAAGGGAGUCAGGCAGAACCUCAACAGCACACUUCCAGAUCUUCAUCCACACGCUCCCACAUCAUCAUUUCUUCACUCAUCCUCAGCAGCCAUGCAUUUACUUCUCACUCUGCUGGGAGCUGUGCUCUCCUCCCUGAUGGUUUCUUCUGAAGUCCAACCUCAGGCAGACUUUGACGUACAGGCGAUCGCAGGUAAGUGGUACCUGAUUGGAAUUGCCACUGAUGCCCAGUGGUUUGUCAGUCACAGAGCCAGCAUGAAGAUGGGCACGGCCAUGAUUACCCCAACUGCUGACGGGGAUGUGGAGAUGUCAUAUUCCAGUCUUAGCCCUAAUGGCUCAUGUUGGAGAAUGAACAAUCUGGCCAAAAAAACUGAGAUACCCGGAAAGUUCACAUACACAAGUCGGCGCUGGGGGUAUCUCAGUGACUUGCGCAUGGUCGACGUGAAGUAUGACGAGUAUGCCCUGAUUCAUUCCAUCAAAACAAAGGGGAAAGAAAGCUAUGUUGUUAACAAACUAUAUGGGCGUGGUGUGGACCUCAGCGCUGAGGUGCAGGAGAAGUUCAUUCAGUUCUCCCUGCAAAGCAGCAUCCAGCCUGAAAAUAUUGUCAUCCUUCCCAAAAACGAUGAGUGCCCAGCUGCCUAACCUUGUGUCCAGGUGAUCAUCUCACCGAGGAGCUUUCACUGUUCUGAAAAUCUCAAGUCGAUGACCUGAGACCGUUUGCUUUUUACUUUACUAUCUCUGCUCUUUCAUUAUUAAGAAUGCUCAUAAUAUCACCAAAUUAUAUUCAUCACUUUGCAUUUAUCCACCUGCUGUUAUAACCACACAAAUAAAAAGGCUAAAAUCUUUUGAUUUAUUCAAUUUUUAAACAAAUACCUUGAAGUACAUCCAAAACCAUCCAAACCCUCUUUUUAACAAGUCUUUGUAUCUACAAAGAUUUAUAUACAAAAAAUCAUAGAAGACCUGUGAAUUAAAUAAAUAUUAAAUAUACAUAAUCACAGAAGAUGACCAAAAAACUGCACCAGUGUUCUGAAUUUGUAUCUACAAACAUGGAAGUUUCCCUUUCUACAGGCAAAAGUACAUAAGUAAGUCGCGAAAACAAGUUCAGCCCUUAGAUUUAAAACAGCAGCAGCAGAUAUACUGUUCAUCUCUCAUUUAGAUGAGACAAAGCAACACGGGUGAUAGACUUUGACCGCUUUGUCACAGCACACAGUGUUUAUUUGAAUCCAAACAAAAUACCCACCAAGUAUGAAGUGGAUCAGAUGAACUGUUGACCAGACAGAGACAAACGUACAGAUUGCUUGAGUCAUUAGUGCAAUAAAAUAUAUUUCUUUGACAGCAUCACUUCAUAUAUUUGUUUUCCAGGAUUAAAGAUCUAUUUAAACUGGCAAGGAAUGCAGGCAGGAGAAAUCAUUAACAGCAAAACACGCUACAUCUCAGCACUAGUGGUGUCAUGGUUUCAAAGCUGUGCAGUAGAGAAAAGAAUCUAAGGGAUUAUACAGAGGUGACCAAAGUUACAAACAAAUCCAGCUGUACUGGAAAUGUUUUCAGAGGUCCAAACUCUUUGGCUUUCUGCAGAGCAAAUAUAUAAGAAGUAUCCAAGCUAACUUAACUUUAGACAACAUGAGGAAAAAUGCCGCUUCCCAAAGUUUCCUACAAGUAUUUGGUUUAUAUUUAGAGAAGCAAAGACUCUUCAUCCUGACUAAUGUUCCCUGGUGGAUCUCUGUCCUGUGACAGCGCCACAGUAUAGUGUAUUAGUAUAAUCAAAGCCACUUCCCUAACCAAUUUUUAAAGCUAUUUAGCACAUGGACCCAAGUGCAAGUAGCCUCUGUCUGCUGUGUACAAAAGGUUAUAUCAUUAACCACACAGCAGAUACUGCACUACAAUAGUAUCAGCAGUUCACACAAAGUAACACAGUGCUCAGUGUUCUGUAAUAUUAAAGCAGUUGACAGUCUCGACCUUAAGAUUUCUAAGCUAUUUGUUGUAGACCAGGCGGGGACAAUUAACUCGCCAAAGGACCACUAAUUAAGGUUUACUCUUAAUAACAGUAGCAGUUUAUAUGAAUAUAUUGUUUAUGUGUGUUUUGCUUACUGGUGCAGCAACAGUCCCAGUGCUCCUUAGAAAAAUGAACUGCUCGUGCCUGAGCUAACAAUUUCAGUCACACCGAAUGUCUUUUAUUCACAGAGUUAGCUUAGCGACUUAGCUUAGCAA